CCUGCGUUUGACAGCUGCGAAAUAGAAGAAAAUGUAUAGCGCAUAGAUGGUCUGGGAGACCAUGCUGCUCCAAGGCAACCAUACUAUUACAAGGAAUGGGAUGCAGCAUGGCCCUUUAUAGCCUGCGAAUGCCCUCGUAAAUCUGGGCCAGUUGGAGAUACAAGAAAUACAAAAAUAAGGGGAGUAAUUACUUUUACUGUGCAUAUAAGCCUGGCAUUUUGAAAGGGGGGCAUGCACCGUGCGUUCUCGUUCCCGGUGACUGUGGAGCGCAGUCGGACCAAGGAGCGCCUGGAGGCGAGUCUGGCCGGGCUGUGCGAACUGGAGCUCCGCAAGCAGAGGCAGGAGUGUCUGGUGCUGGGGGCGCUGGCUCUGGGAGACCCCCUUCCCCAGGACAGCGCCAGAGGAGAGCUGGCGUGUUUCAGCAGCUGGGGGCAGGAAAACUUGACACUGAGGCGUCAGCUGAGUGCCCUUCAGAGUUCCCCAUGGGGCCUGAUGCAGGCGCUGGAACAGCAGGUGGGAGAGCUGAGGAUCGACACCGACGAUGACUGCUAUGAUGGAGCUCAAGGAGACACGGGCAACAGUCAGCCAAGUUCUGGUUUCUAUGAGUUGAGUGAGGGUCACUCGCCAAAAGCAAGAUCUUGUUCCACUGAGCCUGCAGAAACACUCUCUUCCUGGGCUUCCACCAACGACAGGCCAAAGUCUGUGGGUGACCCCCUCAUGCUGAAUGGAGAACUGGAUGUGCCAUGCCUACGCACCACCCUGCCUCGCUCUUUCUCUGCCCCUUACCCACCUCUGGAGGGCAUUGCUGAAGAGGGUAUAGCAGUGGACUCCUGGCAAUGGGACCCCAAUGGAGCCAACCAAGCCUGGCAGCAGCAGGCAGAGGAUCUGAUCACUGAGGAGGACUACCAGCAGGCCUUGAGGGUAGAAGGUUACAUCCUAAGUCUCAUCCAGCGCCACAACCUCCCACCCCGGCCGUGUCAGCCUCGCACAACCCUGAGCCCCGACCCCCCGUACUGCAGUGCCUCUGGACACAGCUCCCUACACAGGAGAACUCAUUCUCUGACCACAGAGCAGCGCCAUCCUGACCCCCAUCUCCAGCCCCACGUUGACCUUUCAGCAAACCCUAAGAGCCAGGGCUGGGGUUGUGACCUGCUGGAAGGGGAGGCCUGUGGAGGAGAGGCCCCAUCUUUGGAAGAGGACUGUUAUCUGGCUCUGCCCUACCCCCAACCCAGGCCACACUCUCUGGCAGAGAGGCUACCAUCACCUCUGCCCUCCCUGGACCCUAACUGUGGUGUUGGGGCUCUUGACCUUUGUUGUGAACCCCCAUCCCCCCAGCAUUACUUACAUCCACAACCCCCUAUUCAUCACAAACACAAUUUAGUAAGUGCUCAGUAUAUCCCUGGACAAGGCUGCCAUGCCCCUGUGCGCUCCCCGAGACACUACAACCCGGAGCAGCCUAAGCCCAACCGAGCUAUCUCUUCUCCUGACCACCCGAACUCCAAGCCCAGAACCUCUAAGAAGAGCCACAACGAGCGUCAGAAAGCCAAGAAAUCAAGCAGUAAAACCAGUCGGUCCCAGUCUGAAAACAGCCUCCUGGGCCAGCGAGUAUUGCCAGAGCGCAGGUACAGCACCACAGAGAGGCACCAAGGCAGAGGGGAUCUUGCUCAGAACCAAGGCCAAGUCACUGGACCACAGGUGGCCAACAACAGCCACAAUGGGAGCCGACGUUGGUGCUCCAACCUGGAGCUCAGCCAGGAUGAAGGGGAACCCCUAACCGCGCAGGCACAGAGACGACCCCCCCGAAAAAAUCGUCACGGUCAUUCUUGUCCCCAUUCCCAACCCCAUAACUACCACCACCAACAGCACACCCAGCGCUGGCACCCAGACUUUCAGGAGAGAGCGCCUCUCUGUCAGGGAGAGGAAGGUUACGCUGGUGCCGCCCCCGCAGAGUCCGAGUCCAGCAUGAGUGAGGUGUAUUCCCCGGCCUCCAGCUCACUGUCCAGUGACUCAGAUGAGAGUGGGGGGCUGGUGUGGCCACAGCAGCUGCCACCACGCCUUGCUUCUACCUCUUCCUCAUCCUCACCUUCACCACAGGCCACUGCCAAUGCUCCCUCUCAACCAAAAGCCUUUGUUAAGAUCAAAGCCUCCCACGCUCUCAAAAAGAAGAUCCUCAGAUUCCGCUCAGGGUCCCUCAAAGUAAUGACUACUGUAUGAGGUAGUACUACCUGUAACCGUUACUACUGUGUUGUAAAGCCGUCGUCAGAGCAACAUUGUGGCUGCUACUUUUGGUCAUCUUAUCUUAACUAGCCAAUCCAGUCUUUAUACUCAACCUACCUCUAAUUACAGUAUGUUCUUAGUAAGAGGAAAUUACAUUAAUGGACAUGAUUAAAGAUCUGCUGGAUAUCAUCCGUCUGUAGUAUCUGGUUUAAUUUAUCUUGUAGCUGACAACCAUCAGACACUAGACUAAUGGGCAUUAUCCUUUUCUAAUUGGUGAUAAUUGAUGUGAUGCAAAGUUACACUGUUGACAUGGACCACAUUGAAGCUAAGUGACUGGAUUUCCUGACAGUUUUUUCUUGAUGUGUGUUGGUCUUAUAGUUAAUUAAUCACAGAUGUAUGGUUAAUUAAUUCCUACAGUGUCGAGUUGGCCAAAUCCAAUUCCACACAGCGAAUGGGUACACUGUCAAAAGUGAAGUCUUGCCAAACACCAAAGCUCUACAAAUGAGACUAAAGCGAUUUAUGGCACUGACAUUUCUAAGAAAUGUUGCUGUAUUUGAUGGGUCCAAAUACAAUUUCCAAAUCACUUCCCAUGUUUCCAAGUUUCCUGGAAAGAACUAUGUAAUUUUCUACUAAUCAUGGGGAAAACAGGAAUUUCUUUGAAAGAACAGCUCCAUUUAAACCCAACUAUUAUUGGAAACUUCAUGCUCAAACUUUCACAUUUUGCAUGGUUAGCUAAAGCCUUGCUAGGUUAUGCUACCAAUUAAUUGGAAUGAACUGGAGUGUACCAUUUGAACGCUGGCUCUAUUUUCCUACAAAUCAGUACCAAAUUACAUAGUUCAUUCCAGGAAACUUCUUGGAAAUGAUUUAGAAAUGCUUAGGACAUUAUCUGGAAAUUACAGACCCAUAAAAUAAAGCAUUUCUAAAAUGUUAGUGUGUGGUAAGACCUGAAGCUUUUAAGGAUGGAUUUGCCCUGCACUUAGCCAGCAUCCUAUAGAAAACUAAUUUGUGCAGGAGCGAACAAACGUCUAAUGGUACAAAUCUAUCUUUAGAUUUGUUUUUCCUACAGUCUCUACAUUCAUGGGCUGAUUGUGAAUCUCUAAGCAGGGAAAGUCCCUUUAUCUUUGUCGUCCAAUACACUCAGCUCUGCCUCUUUGUAAACUGUGGAUUCACACUGAAGUGAACCGUCCAUUACCUCUCUUCUUCUGCCAGCUGCUUUAGGGACCAAUGAGCAUAAACAGAUGUCUGUGAGUCAGGAAUGGGUUUAGUAGAGGCCAUAGUAAGGGACCAGUGUACAUGCAUGCAUGCACAUAUAUAAUGUGUAAGUGCACGGAUUCAUUGAAACACAGGGACAGAGACUCAGACACUCUUGUAAAUAUGUAUGUUUCUGUAUAUACCAUCAUGUGGCCUUGUUUGGAAUGAAUGUAGUCUGUAAAUAAAGGCAAUUUUGCUCUUAAUUAUGGUACAAUAAU
Dicentrarchus labrax (European seabass) is the source of this 3686-nucleotide messenger RNA. Its product is annotated as dapper homolog 3. Gene Ontology annotation, biological process: negative regulation of canonical Wnt signaling pathway. The record is from RefSeq and is a predicted model, not a curated record. Bases 232 to 2214 code for a protein of 660 amino acids. The transcript has 4 exons. Gene Ontology annotation, cellular component: cytoplasm. Lineage: Eukaryota; Metazoa; Chordata; Actinopteri; Moronidae.